CUGUGUGAAGUCCAUCUGCAGCACGGUGACCGCCGGCCGGGCUUGUUUUUUGGCGUGUGACCCCUUCCUUUUCACCCCAGGGGUCACUGGGGUGUCAGACGUCUUGCGGGGUGGAGCAACUCCUGAAAGAGACAAAGUUCGCCUUCAGCCAAGAGGAGCGGUCAGAUGCGAAGCACGACGGCCAAGCUAAGAAACGAGGUGGUGCCACUGCAGCUCCCCAGUGUGCAGCGUUUGGACAACCUUUGUCUCGUCGGGAACAGCGGCGCAGCCGCGAGCCUCGACCCGGACAUCCCGAGCAGCCGCAGGCGAAAACACAAGUUACUGGAGACCGAGAUCAGCGCCAAGAGAAAGGAGUGUCAAGCGCCUGGGGCGGAGGUGAAGAAAACAAAUCCAACAUGCCAGACUUUGGAGAAUGAGCUUCAAGACUUUUUCCAGGAGAACAGGCGCUUGAGCCUCCAGUUUUUCAACGGCAGUCGCAAAUCAUCCGAAUAUGAGAAGGUGAAGUCUGACUAUGCCCAACUCAAAGAUACGCUCGGUGCUGUGACGCAGGAGAGAGAUUUAGCCCUGUGGGAGAGAAACCAGCUCCGAGGCAAACUGGAGAACCUAGAGCAGGUGCUCAAGCAUAUGCGUGAGGCUGCGGAGCGGCGGCAGCAGCUCGAGUUGGAGCAUGAGCAGGCCUUGGCUGUACUCAAUGCAAAGCAGCAGGAGAUUGACCUGCUUCAGAAGGCUCAGGUUGAGGCUAAAAAGGAACAUGAGGGCGCUGUCCAUCUGUUAGAGAACCACUUGGAUAGCAUGCAGGCCAAAGUGCGCGAGCUGGAGGAGAAAUGUCGGAGUCAGAGCGAGCAGUUCAACCUGCUGUCCAAAGAGCUGGAGAAGUUUCGGUUGCAGGCCGGGUUCGACAUCCUCAGCACUGAACCUUUGACAGUGUGUGAGUCGCCUGCUUCUCCCAACAAAUCUCUGUCCAAGCUCCUCAAUGGAUUGGCAACCCCCGUAGGGAAAGGCAGCGAGACUCCAACAAGCAGAUCUUUGAUAUCGGAGUUCAUUCGUCCACUGCAGAGCGCUGGAGACAAACCGGAGCUUCUCUCUGUCAAGCCGACUUUCCUCACUCGCAGUCGAGGCGGCAGCGGCUCAGCACGGACGCUUCUCUCGGAGAUGGACAAAGAGCUCGGUUCGACCACCAGGUCUAAACCGAGGUUUACAGGGAAGGUCCGUCUGUGUAUAGCUCGCUACAGUUACAAUCCUUACGAUGGGCCAAAUGAGCAUCCAGAAGCAGAGCUCGCCCUGGUGGCAGGAAAGUACCUCUACGUUUACGGAACAAUGGAUGAGGAUGGCUUUUAUGAAGGAGAGCUGCUCGAUGGCCAACGGGGCCUCGUCCCCUCCAAUUUUGUGGAUUUUAUACAGGAGGAGACAUCCUCCGUUCAACACAGGGACUCGCUAGCUAAAGAACCUGGCAACCUCAACCACAGUAGCCUGGGACCUCAGAGACCGGGGGUCAGCAGGGGGAUCGGGACGGGUUUCGGCAGCCUGCUGCUGUCUGACGGCAAACAUGGCUGUCCAAACAGCAGCAGCACCGGCAGCAGCCUGGGCGCGGACCUCCUGGGCUCCUCCAGCAACGGGACGGGAACUUUAGACGUCAAUAUUGACGAGGUCGGUGAAAACGUCGUGCCUUAUCCUCGCCGCAUUAACCUGAUUAAACAACUGGCCAAGAGUAUCAUCAUCGGCUGGGACCCCCCUGUGGUUCCUCCUGGCUGGGGCUCCAUCAGUGGCUACAAUGUCUUGGUGGAUAAGGAGUUACGGAUGAGUGUCCCCUACGGGGGCAGGACUAAGGCCCUUAUUGAGAAACUCAAUUUAGCGACCAACACUUACCGGAUCUCAGUGCAGAGCGUCACUCAGCGCGGCUUGUCAGACGAGCUGCGGUGCACGCUGCUGGUGGGCAAAGACGUGGUGGUGGCACCUUACUACCUGCGGGUGGACAACACCACGCAGGGCUCAGCUGAGCUCUCGUGGAUGCCCAGCAACAGCAACUACAGUCACACGCUCUUCCUCAAUGGCGCAGAGUACGACAUGGUCAAGGCUGGGGGGUAUCAAUAUCAAUUCUUCAACCUGAAGCCCAUGACGGUUUACAAAGUGAAGGUCGCGGCACAGACGCACCAGGUGCCUUGGCAGCUUCCAACGGAGCAGAGGGACAAGAGGGAAAUCUCUGUGGAGUUCUGCACUCAACCUGCAGGUCCCCCACUUCCACCACAGGAGGUUCAGGUCCAGUGUGGUCAGACACCCGGGGUCCUGCAGGUUAGAUGGAAGCCCCCGCCGCUGACUACGGCUGGCACUUCCAACGGUGCCAGCGUAAUUGGCUAUGCCGUAUGCACAAAGGGACAAAAGAUUGCCGAGGUCCUGUACCCCACCGCAGACUACGUGACGGUGGAGUUAAACAGAAUCCAAUGCCUGGAGGCCAGGGAGGUCAUUGUCAGGACAUUAUCGACACAAGGAGAGUCCCAGGAUUCCCCCGUGGCCGCCAUCCCACAUAAUCUAUUGGGCUCGCCUCGCCUCGCUCACCGGACUUGCGGGCCGCAGCCGCCGUCCCGCCCCGCUCUCUCCCAAGCCCGCCCUCCGUAUCCGUCCACGUAUCCCCCGAUCCAUCCCCAGCCGCAGGUGCGGCAUCCUAUGCCUCCAGCCCAGCCCCACGCGCAGACGUGCUCGCAGCCCAUCUGUCACCCUCCGCCCCACGCCAACCCUCAGUUCCAGCGCCAGCCCGUGUCCGAGUCAAAACCGCUCCUAAGUGCCAGAGAGCCAGAAACCAAAGAGCACGAGGCGGGCGUGCGGCCCGGCCCGCCCUGGGAACGCUCCCCCUCCCCGCUGCCUCCCCCGCGCGGCCCCGACCUGGAGCCGCCGCCCUUCCGAACCCGCCGAUCGCCCUCGCCUCAGAGGAUCCUGCCGCAGCCUCAGGGAGUCCCCAUCCCCAACACCAUCGCCAAGGCCAUGGCCAGGGAAGCUGCCCAGAGAGUCUUUGCUCAAGGCAACAGGGUGGAGAAGAGGAACAUCUUCAGCGAGCGCGGUGACGCCCUGCACCCGCUGAACUCCGACGAGGAGGAGGACGCCUACGAUUCUCCUCGCGCAAGAAGAAGAGGCGCCUCGGUGGAUGAAUUUCUUCGAGGCUCCGAACUGGGCAGACAGUACCGUCAUCAGCAGCAGCAGCAGCAGCAGCAGCAGCAGCAGCACUACAGCCACAGCGAGGAGUAUUACACGGAGAGCAGCCGGGGUUCCGACUUGUCCGACAUCAUGGAGGAGGACGAGGAAGAUCUCUACUCUGAGAUGCAAUUGGAAGAGGGCCGCAGGAGGAGCAUCAACUCUCACAACUCUCUCAAGGCGUACUACAAGCGUCAGGACCUUGCUGAGGAGAGAGACUGCUGGGACCUCCACAGGGAGGUGGUCAAGCAGAAGUCGCUGCGCAGCAAGCGUCUCCACAGCAUCCCGGAGGUGGAGGAAGAGACCGACGGCGUGGACGACGCGGGCCAGCGCCUGCGCUUCGAGGGAGGCGGCCGGCCGGGAACGCCGCGCGCCGCGCGCCGGACGUUCGGCCGCGACGGUCACGAGCGCGAGCGCGUCGCCGCCGGCGAGAACCCUCGCCAUUCGCGGCGCCGGCGCUCUUUGCCCCGCUUCGCCGACAUCCGCUACUUCUACGGCGCCGAGGACCGCGUCCCGGGCCGACCCGACCGCCAGAACGCCAAGAGCCCCGACAGCGGUUUGGACUGCGGGAGUGAGGAAGAAGGAUCCCUGGGCAGGGGUCACGGCGGUUACUGUGCCCACGGAGCCCCCGUGCGCAUCAUCCACUGCGAAGGGCCGGUAGAAAGGCGAGCGCUAGCCGUGGGCCGCAAGAGAACUUUGAGCCGCCGGCGCAGCGUCCGGGAGGACUUUGCUGACGUUGCGGCGACCUCGGCAAAGUCCGUCCACACGGGCGACUUUAAAAAGCGAGAAGACUUUGGGCUGAACGAGCUCUAUUCCGCCCGUCGCGGGGAGGCUAGGGCCCGCUCAUUGUCCAGGCUCCGCUGGGACCCGCCGCCGCUCAUUGGAAACUCGCCAGCUCAUGGAAUUGCGGAGCGUCUGGACCGCGCGGGGCGGAGGCCGGUCCACAUCGGCAGCCCCCCUCAGCGACGGCCCAUCCCAUCCAUCGAGAUCACCGUGGACAGUAACAGUGAGGGGAGUGAGGGGAACCUCUCACCCGUCAAGGACGAUGUUUACUAUGGCAGUGUAGCUCGGCGAAGGAUAUGGCCAUCUAUGCCCUCAGACGAUCAAUAUGACAGCUACGGCGGACGCGGGCACGGGCGGGGACGCCGCUCGCCGGACUACUUCGACGAAUCGGAAGCGGACGAGCUGACUCGUGUCUUUGUGGCCCUGUUCGACUACGACCCGCUGUCCAUGUCUCCCAACCCCGAUGCCGCCGACGAGGAGCUUCCGUUCAAGGAGGGCCAGGUCAUCAAGGUGUUUGGGAAAAAAGACACGGAUGGCUUCUACAGGGCGGAAAUCAGAGACCGAGUGGGUUUGAUCCCUUGUAACAUGGUGUCUGAAAUCCAAACGGAGGACGGUACCAUGAUGGGCCAGCUACUCAAACAAGGCUUUCUGCCACUCAACACUCCCGUGGACAAGUUAGUGAACUGCGAUCGUUUCAAAGACGGACGCGCAAUAAAUCGCAGGUCCCGAAAGUCCAAGCGAGAGAGGAACAGACGGAGCGGCCGUCAGCAUCCGAUGUCGACCCGCAGAAUGGUGGCCCUGUAUGACUACGACCCAAGAGAGAGUUCCCCAAACGUCGACAUGGAGUACGACGGCACCAGACGAGAUGACGAGGCUGAAUUGACUUUCUGUGCUGGGGACGUCAUCGCGGUUUUUGGGGAAAUAGAUGAAGAUGGAUUUUAUUAUGGGGAGCUCAACGGGCACAACGGACUCGUUCCUUCCAACUUUCUCGAAGAAGUGCCUGAUGAUGUGGAGGUUUUUCUCACGGACUCACCAUCUCGAUACCCCCAGGACACUCCCGCACGGAUGAAGACUAAAAGGGUUCCGUGGGACAAAUGGGCUCCGCCCAGAAGAGCAGGCUCUCCCACAGUGCAUCCACACAUCCUCCGUCCCAUCAGGGCCCCACUGGACAUGCACGUCUCCCGAAAGACAAAAGGACCGCAGUCCGAAGGGAAGAAACGGUUGCUUGGCGCUCUUAGCAGACAACUUGGCCUGUUUGUGACUCUCAGUGGACAGGUCUUAAUCAGCAGUUACCAAGUGAACCGUGAGGUACCGUCCAAGCAACCGAGGGCCUCGGUAGCCGCUUCCGGUCACACCUCCGCAUACAGCACUUGCCUAACUGAUUGGUUAGUUUGACUUUGUCAAGCAACAUCACCACUUUCAUGCAGACGUCUCAUUUGUUGUCCAGGCUACUGUAAAUGUCCUAUUUGCUUAAGAUCAGAUCUUGCACAUAACCCUCCAAGAGUCCUUUGCCUGAUGACUUCAAAAUGUUUUUUUUUCUUCCCCCCCAGCAGUAAAAAUGAGCACUUGCAGUAUGUUAUGACCCUUUGGUGACAGGAAGACUGAAGAUUUGAUUGCCAGUGGAGUCCGCCUGAAAAAAGGCUACUACCUCUUUCCAGUCCCUCCACCCUGUACCCAAACCCACUUCGUCGGGAAAUGUUUGAUCUGCUGAACACUCCGAUGAUGGUGCAGGAUCCACGUACUGUAAAUCUCUAUGUAGUCACACUCCCUCUACGGUCUGUAGUGAAUGUAUCAGUUGAAAGCCAAUAUAUUUAUUUUGGUGCCCCCAACAGUGCAACGGCCAUGUUGGCAUUAAAACCUCAUUCCAUCAAAUGUGACGUGUACGCUGACAAAUACUGCAACUGCCAAAAGAAAGAUCAAAUGUAUGCAAACCGUUCUGAAGUGUACACUUCUUGUUCACACGCAUCUCAUCAACGGGGUAAACCUAACCCGAUCAUUUCUUUAGCCCAUAUCGCUUCCAAUCAUUUUUGUGUGACUGUUGCUCUUUUGUAAAUUGUUUAUAAAUGUUUAUACUUGAUUUUCAAACUGCCUUUUUUGUACGUUCACUUUAUAAUUAAGCAGUGUGUUUCCCAUAGUGUCUUGAAGACCUUUUAGUUUGCAAUGUGAGCUAGCUUUAUGAUAAUAAUCAGCCUAUAUUGAUGGGUCCAAACUACUGUGUGGGUGC
Molecule: messenger RNA, 6190 nt
Organism: Phycodurus eques (leafy seadragon)
Lineage: Eukaryota; Metazoa; Chordata; Actinopteri; Syngnathiformes; Syngnathidae
Gene: rimbp2b
Product: RIMS binding protein 2b
Biological process (GO): neuromuscular synaptic transmission
Molecular function (GO): protein binding
Source: RefSeq, a predicted model, not a curated record